CACACAGAAGCGGCAGAUUUUUAGGAGGAAGGAGAAGAGCAUAAUAACAGUGGAACGUGUUCGAGGAUUAUUUCGAAUUUAAAUAAUUUAUAUGUAGACGAUUAUUAUUUGACAUGGGGAAAGAGGGUUUUCUAAGCCCAAAGGCGAUCGGGAAUAGGAUCAAAGCAAAAGGUCUUCAAAAAUUGCGAUGGUAUUGUCAAAUGUGCCAGAAACAAUGUCGAGACGAGAAUGGCUUCAAAUGCCACUGCAUGUCCGAGUCCCACCAGAGACAGCUGCUGCUGGCCUCGGAGGACCCCAACAAGAUCAUGGACAACUUCUCACAGGAGUUCAAGAAUGACUUUAUUGAGCUGAUCAGAAGACGCUUUGGAACCAAGCGAGUACAAAACAACAUUGUCUAUAACGAGUACAUCAAUGACAGAGAGCAUGUCCAUAUGAAUUCCACCCAGUGGGAGACUCUCACUGAAUUCACCAAGUGGCUGGGGAAAGAGGGUUUCUGUAAGGUGGACGAGACGCCCAAAGGCUGGUACAUCCAGUACAUCGACCGCGACCCAGAGACCAUCCGGAGGCAGGAGGAGCUGGAGAGGAAGAAGAAGCAGGACCUUGAUGACCAAGAGCGCAGUGCCAAGUUCAUAGAGGAGCAGGUCCGCCGGGGCCAAGGAGGCAGGGAGCCAGAGGAAGCACCGGUUUUCACUGAGUUGAAACGAGAAAGUGAAGAAGAGAAAAUUACCUUCAAUCUGGCCAAGGGCUCCUGUUCCUCUGCGGAUGGCCCAUCUAAAGCCAGUGUGGCCCUGGGUCCCAGUGCCCUGAAGGCAGCAGGUUCAGGGAAAAGGAAAGAUGCGCCCUCCACCUCAGAAGCCAAAGAGAAGAAGAAGAAGUCAGCCCUGGAUGAGAUCAUGGAGAUGGAGGAGCAGAAGAAGAGGUCUGUGAGAGCGGACCACUGGCUGCACCCCGGCAUCGUAAUCAAAGUUGUUACCAAGAGACUGGGGGAGAAAUACCACAAGAAGAAAGGAGUUGUCAAGGAGGUGCAGGAUAAAUACACGGCCGUAGUGAAGAUGAUUGACUCAGGGGACAAACUGAAACUAGACCAGAGUCACCUGGAGACAGUCAUCCCUGCACCAGGUAAACGGGUCCUGGUUCUGAACGGUGUGUACAGAGACACAGAGGCCCUACUGGACUCCAUAGACGAGAGAAAGUUCAGUGCCACGCUCACACUUGACUCGGGUCGGAUGAAAGGGAGGAGGGUGGACGGGAUCGCCUACGAGGAUUUCUCCAAAAUGGCCUGAUCUAUCAGGACCUCCGUUACAUGACAGCGUAACCCAAUAACGCCUACCUUUUCCGCUGAGAGGCCCAUCAGCUGAGAGACUCUACUGUGUCAGAGUUACUUUCUGUAAAUAUCCCGGAAUGCAUUUUCUAUGGAGGUAUCACUUCCUGAGUUAGCCGAGUAAUGAGUAGGGGGGAAAUUUUUAUUUUUAUUUUGUAUUGUUAUUUAAAUGGUUCUCUACAAAUACAUUUUAAUGUUGUAAUAUUACUUAUUGAAUAAAGUACAACACAAUUGACCUAUGUA
Messenger RNA from Salvelinus namaycush (lake trout), 1564 nucleotides. Its product is annotated as DNA/RNA-binding protein KIN17-like. Gene Ontology annotation, molecular function: double-stranded DNA binding. NCBI's taxonomy places the organism in Eukaryota, Metazoa, Chordata, Actinopteri, Salmoniformes, Salmonidae. Gene Ontology annotation, cellular component: nucleus. Gene Ontology annotation, biological process: DNA replication; DNA damage response. The transcript has 12 exons. Bases 114 to 1283 code for a protein of 389 amino acids. The record is from RefSeq and is a predicted model, not a curated record.